Molecule: messenger RNA, 1920 nt
Organism: Cyclocybe aegerita
Lineage: Eukaryota; Fungi; Basidiomycota; Agaricomycetes; Agaricales; Hemipholiotaceae
Source: the annotation of a GenBank genome assembly
AUGGCUCCUUCGGCCUCAAAACAAAAGCGCCUUGCGGAGAAGGCAGCGAAGAAGAACGCCGCAGUAGCAGGAACCACCGAUGAUUCGCCCUCGGGGACACCUUCUGGCUCUGUCAAUGGCGCGAGCACGCCGCUGACGAGCAUGAGCGGAGUCAACAGCAAGGCGGCCAGCACGGAGGACUUGAUGUCGAUGGCGAGGUUGAACAUGGCUACUGAUAGGAGUGCAGCGGGUGUGUUGACUUCCGAUCCGAAGAGCAGAGACAUCAAGAUCGAGCAGUACACGCUGUCGUUCCACGGAAGGUUACUCAUCGAGGGUGCUGAGAUCGCGCUGAAUUACGGGCAGAGAUAUGGUCUUUUGGGAGAGAACGGUUCAGGAAAGUCGACUUUCCUGCAAUCCAUCGCAGAGCGGGAUAUUGAGAUCCCACCCCACAUCGACAUCUAUAUAGUUCGGGGAGAGGCCGAGCCAUCGGACGUCAACGCCGUCGACUUCAUCGUCGCCUCCGCCAAAGCCAAGGUCGCCCGCCUAGAGGCUUACAUCGAGGAGUUGUCCACGAUGGACGACGUGGACGACGCAGCCGUCGAGCUUGCGUACGAGGAAUUGGAAGAGCUCGACCCAAACACGUUCGAGACCAAGGCUGGGAGCAUCUUGCACGGUCUUGGGUUCUCGCCGGCGAUGAUGGCCAAGCCAACGAGGGAUAUGUCUGGUGGAUGGCGGAUGCGUGUGGCGCUCGCCCGGGCGCUGUUCAUCAAACCUCAUCUGCUGUUACUCGACGAACCGACGAACCAUCUCGAUCUCGGCGCCGUCGUCUGGCUGGAGGCGUACCUCUCGACGUACAACCACAUCUUGGUCAUCACCUCGCACUCGCAAGAUUUCAUGGACUCGGUGUGCACGAACAUCAUGGACCUGACGACGAAGAAGAAGCUCGUGUACUACGCGGGUAACUACACGACGUACGUGAAGACGAAGAAGGAGAACGAGGUCAACCAGAUGAAGGCCUACCACAAGCAGCAAGAGGAAAUCGCUCACAUCAAAAAGUUCAUUGCCUCCGCUGGUACAUACGCCAACUUGGUGCGGCAAGCGAAGUCGAAGCAGAAGAUCAUCGACAAGAUGGAGGCUGCUGGCCUGAUCGAGAAGGUUGAGGAGAAGAGACCCCUCAGAUUCAACUUCGAGGACAUCCGCAAACUACCACCGCCGAUCAUCGCUUUUGACGAUGUCGCGUUCUCUUAUUCUGGCAAGAAAGAGGACUAUCUGUACAAAGGACUCUCUUUCGGUAUCGACAUGGACUCACGCGUAGCCAUCCUCGGCGCGAAUGGGGCCGGCAAAUCCACUCUCCUUCACCUCAUCACUGGCGCUCUCCAACCAUGCGAGGGCACCAUCUCCAAGCACGCCGCCCUCAAACUCGCCAAGUAUUCACAACACUCGGCUGACCAGCUCCCUUACGACAAGAGCCCGAUUGAGUACUUCCAGUCGCUUUUCAGUCAGAAGUACCCCGAGAAAGACGUUAUGGCGUGGAGAGCCCAACUUGGUCGCUUUGGCCUGAGCGGGACGCACCAAACGUCGCCGAUCAAGCAGCUGAGUGAUGGGUUGAGGAAUCGUGUCGUUUUCGCCCAGCUCGCCAUGGAGCACCCACACAUCCUACUCCUCGAUGAGCCGACUAACCAUUUGGACAUGGAGUCUAUCGACGCCCUCGCGAAGGCAAUCAAAGAGUUUGAGGGUGGAGUCGUCAUCGUCUCGCACGACUUCCGCCUCAUCAGCCAGGUCGCUGAGGAGCUUUGGGAGGUUGCGGAUAAGAAGAUCAAGAAUCUGACGAAGCAAGAUAUUAGCAUCGUUGAUUAUAAGAAGAACUUGGUGAAGCAGAGCAAUGCCGCGAUUGAGAAAGCGAAGCUGUUCAGCAAGACGGCGCCAAAAGGCAGGGCGUAG